AUGUCUCACAACUUUGAACGUGCGGUAACAAAGAGGAACUCUGGCCUGAACCUCGAGCCCAUUGUCAUUGAUGCGUUUGAUAACUCUGACCUCCUCGCUGCUUACGAUCUGACUCUAGUGGGGCGUGUCUUGAACACCGAUUUGCAAGCACACAGAGUCAAGGCGCUUCUUGCGCUCAUGCCCCAAGCUUGGGAACUGGAGGGACGUGUCCAAGGAGUUGAAGUAGGAAGAGGAAAGUUUCACUUCCGCUUCAACAACGAGGAAGAUCUCCACGGAGUGUUGGAGAAGAGACCCUAUUUCUUUGACCAAUGGAUGUUCCCAUUGGAGCGUUGGGUUCUAAGCGUCAGUACCAACUUCCCAUCGACGAUGACCUUCACUGUCUUUAUCGAAGGGAUCCCAUAUCACUACCGUAAGGAGCAGACGGUGAAAGGCAUUGGAGAGAAGUUAGGCGAACUCGUCUCCUGGGAUGUGAAACAAGCCAAAAUUAGAGUCUCGGUGGAGUGUGAUAAUCCCUUGCAAUUUGAAAGAAGGUUGCAAUUCUCGGCUACUGGAGAUGAACUGGUGAUAACGUUCCAUUACAAUAAACUGCAGAAAUGGUACUUCAUCUGUAACAGGAUGUCUCACGAUGGGAAACAUUGUCCUGAAUUGGUGAGAGAAAGAGCUCAUGUGACAUGUGUCUAUUUUAGUGUGAACACAUUUAUUAUAAUGCUUAUACACGUGACAUGUGUCUAG
This is a messenger RNA of Brassica oleracea var. oleracea, 732 nucleotides long. RefSeq lists its product as uncharacterized. The transcript has a single exon. The record is from RefSeq and is a predicted model, not a curated record. Bases 1 to 732 code for a protein of 243 amino acids. NCBI's taxonomy places the organism in Eukaryota, Viridiplantae, Streptophyta, Magnoliopsida, Brassicales, Brassicaceae.